AUGCAACAAUUAUCGAUUCGUGUUUUUUUACACAGUUGUGAGUACGAGACACCACCGGAGGGCUGUAGAGCCACAGAAAGCUCUCCAUCAAAAUGUCUGGCUUUUCAUGGAAAAAUUAGGGCACGCACGAUCACAAUCAAUUUGAAAGAAGCCGGUGUUGAGGAAACGCUUCAAUGGCAAACGACCCAUCGACAUCGGAAGAAGCGAAGACCGCUGAGGCAGCGCAAAUCGAUUCAAGCACUGAUCCGGAUAAGGCUGAAAUUCCCGAUUCCAAAAUGGGCAACGCGGCCACCCGGUGGAUUUCAUCUGGAUGUUGCUUGUGAAGAACGGUCAAUUGCUGCCGAAAGUCUUCAUCGACGAGAAGAAGACCUACUAUUUUGGAAGAAGAUCCAAAACAAGUUGAUGUUGUUGUUGAACACACUUCGUGUUCUCGUGUCCCACGCAUUGUUGAUCUACCACGAAACGCUGCAACGAUUCGCUUUGGUCGACUUGGGCAGCAGUCAUGGGAUCGUUUUAUGGAAAAGUGCGGUCCGAGCCAUUGAGCCGCUGUUUUUGGAGCCGGGAGCCGAGGUUUCACUUGGGCGCCUCAUCGAGGAAGGAAAGAUGAUGACGAAUACAAAGAGUACUCAAUCAACGGAUAUCCAACUUGAGCAAGUUACCGAAUACAAUUACGGCACAGAAUCGACGAAUCACGGCGGUUCCGAUCUCUCAAAUGAGGGAGGCACGACGGAAAAAACGACCAAAGGGGCAAUAUGUCGACCUUUCGGUCGGGCGUUUCCGCAAUCUCGUCACAACGGCCAUCAUUUCAUCCGCUUCGGCGGUGAAACGUCCGAAUCAAUCGUCGGGACCGGAGCCAGCACACGGAGAAAAUUAUUGCGACCGACAAGGGAGGCAUCGAGAUAUCAGGCACCAAUCUCGACAACGUUGAAUAUUACGCUGAAUACAGCUCCUGAUCUCGAAUUGUACAAGGCGUUGCCCGAACCAAUCACGGAGUCGAUGACCCCAAUGAAAACGCUAUUCGCUUCAUUGUAUAUCGUUGAUGAUAGGGAGGAUAAUGCACCACACAAGAAAAAAUACGCCAAGGGAAGCUGGCCGGAAAGAAAACCCCAAGGAAUGAAACACUUGAUGAGGAUUUUCACAGGUGGACCUGAAGAGACCGAACUACGUGGACCGAACGAAAUUCGACACCCAGAUGCGAUGUGGAGGGAAAUUUUUCUUCGCUGCCAUUUUGAUGAUCUACCUCGGAUGAAGAUGGUAUGCAAGAAACAAUUCCACAUGGUGCUGACGAAGCCGCUUUUGGAAGAGGGAUCGAUG
Molecule: messenger RNA, 1314 nt
Organism: Mesorhabditis belari
Lineage: Eukaryota; Metazoa; Nematoda; Chromadorea; Rhabditida; Rhabditidae
Source: the annotation of a GenBank genome assembly